UAUAUUCAAUAUAUGGAAAAUUUUCAAAAGAACUUUUUCAUACAAUGACAAUUAUGAUAAGUCAAUGGAGUAUAGGUAUAGUAGAGAACGAAAACAUAGAAAAUAUACUAGAGAUAUAUAAAGAAUAUUCAUAAGAUGGUUCUCUAGAUAGAGAUAUAGAUAUUGAAACUUAAAGCUUGAAUUUGCUCUAAACAGUUGAGAAACAGGGGGCGUCCGCAACAACCGAGCCGGGGGAGGCUGCAUGCAUACGACGCAAAUGAGUACUGUGAACGCCGAAAGCUACUGCGUUCACUGCCUCAGUCUGCAACCAACUCCUAGUAUCACUCGCUCUGAGUGCCCGGUCCACGCGCGCCAAGCGAUCUGUUUAUCAGGAAGAGUGGUCGAGCGCAGCAAGGCCCGGGCCGGCAGAGCCAAGCGGCAGCCAAAGCCAGGCAACCGCCGGCCGGCUGCACCGCACGUCCAGAACCGCCGUCUCCGGCGUGGCAGGCAUGGGGUGGCCGGUGCGCGUGCGGAGCCCCCCGGUGCUGCAGUCCAAGCUGCUGUGCCUGUCCCUGCUCUACCUCCUCACCACGCUCCCGCCCGCGCUCUACGUCUCCUUCACCGACCCCGGCCGCCGCGGCUGCAUCCGCCUCCUGCCCUUCCCGUCCCCGCCCAAGCCGCUCUUCCGGUACCCGCCCGGCUACGGCGAGCACCGGCACGCCCUGCCCACCCCGCGCGCGCUCUGCUCCAACCCCGUCGCCUUCGCAGACUACAAGACUGCCUUGGAAGAGAUCCAUGGCCUUUGCCGCAACACGUCGGCGUCCCCAACGUUGCGGUACCAGAGCGGCAGGAGGGUCACGUUUGCAGGCAACUUCUCGACCGAGAAACGGAGAUUCUUCUUCAACCACAUCGACGACCGAGUGGCGAUUCCCUGUGGGUUCUUCCGGGAAUUUCCAGUCCCAGAACAUGACAGACUGGCCAUGGACAAGUGCAGGGGCGUGGUGGUGGCGUCGGCGAUCAUGAACGACUACGACAAGGUCCGGCAGCCCAGGGGGCUGGGUGCCGAGACGCUACGCACGGCGUGCUUCUUCCUGUUCAUCGACGACGCCACCCGCAGGGUCCUCGCGCGGCAGGGCAUCCUUCCAGCUCGCGGCGCGCGCGGCGGCGGCGGCGAACGCACCGCCGUCGGCGCGUGGCGCGUGGUGACGCUGGGUGGUCGUCGCGCCGGCGACAGGCGCCUCCCCUACGAGGACCCGGCGAUGAACGGCGUGGUCGCCAAGCACCUGCUGCACCGGCUGUUCCCCAACGCCAGGUUCAGCGUGUGGGUGGACGCCAAGGUGCAGCUCACGGUGGACCCGGCGCUGCUGGUGCACGCGCUCCUUGUCCACGAGGGCGUGGACGUGGCGGUGUCCAGGCACCCCUUCAACCGGCACACCAUGGAGGAGGCCAUCGCCACGGCGCGGUGGCGCAAGUGCCGCGACGUGGACGCCGUCAGGGCGCAGAUGGAGACCUACUGCGCCAACGGCCUGCAGCCAUGGUCCCCCAGCAAGCUUCCAUAUCCGUCGGAUGUGCCGGACUCGGCGGUGAUCAUCAGGAGGCACGGCAUGGCCAGCGACCUCUUCUCCUGCUUGCUGUUCAACGAGCUAGAGGCGUUCAGCCCGCGGGACCAGCUCGCGUUCGCCUACGUCAGGGACCACAUGAGCCCCAAGGUGAGCAUCAACAUGUUUGAGGUCGAGGUGUUCGAGCAGAUCGCCAUCGAGUACCGGCACAACCUCAAGCCUGCCGGCGGCCGCCGAGGGAAGCAGCAGCAGGGGGGCACUAGGAUGGCAUCCUCGAGAGACAUCGCCGGGAGCAGCUGCGAGGGUUAUCUUCUCAAGAUGUGGGGGGAAUCUGCUGACUGACUAAGGCUUUUGAAAAUGCAGAUCAUUUCUAAUUUUUAUUUAUCUUUUAAAUUUUUGUUUGCACGGGUGUAACAUAUGCUGGAACAAUUGACAAACUAGAACUUUUUGUAAAUAAAAUAUACACUGUAAAA
Messenger RNA from Sorghum bicolor (sorghum), 2011 nucleotides. RefSeq lists its product as uncharacterized. The transcript is spliced from 4 exons. The record is from RefSeq and is a predicted model, not a curated record. NCBI's taxonomy places the organism in Eukaryota, Viridiplantae, Streptophyta, Magnoliopsida, Poales, Poaceae. Bases 489 to 1880 code for a protein of 463 amino acids.